Salvelinus fontinalis (brook trout) is the source of this 2975-nucleotide messenger RNA. Its product is annotated as sphingosine 1-phosphate receptor 4-like. Gene Ontology annotation, cellular component: membrane. NCBI's taxonomy places the organism in Eukaryota, Metazoa, Chordata, Actinopteri, Salmoniformes, Salmonidae. Gene Ontology annotation, biological process: G protein-coupled receptor signaling pathway. Bases 263 to 1468 code for a protein of 401 amino acids. The transcript is spliced from 2 exons. Gene Ontology annotation, molecular function: sphingosine-1-phosphate receptor activity. The record is from RefSeq and is a predicted model, not a curated record.
AGUGCAGAUGUGUUCUAUCAGCCCACACAGGGGAUGGCCUUCCACACAGCAUCACUACCAACAGUAUCUCUGCACAUGUGGGUUGUGAGACAGCAGAGCUCCAGUGGAGAGAGUGUGUUAGCCUGAGUCGGGGCCCGGGGCCUACUGCAGGAGUUCUACACGCAUCCAAGUCUUGCCUUAUCCAGCCCAAUCCAGCCAUUUUCUGACCUGCCAAGCCCAGCCGAACCCAGCACAGCCCGAUCAAGCUCUGCACAGCCCAGCCAUGGAUGCCCUGUCCUCCCUGAGCUCCUCAACCUCCUGCCCCUACCUGUACCUCUGGAGUAGCAACAUCACCAACAACAGCAGUAGAAGCAGUAUUAGCAACAAUGUGAUCCUGGAGCACUACAACCACACAGGGCGCCUGCAGCACCGCGCGCCCCGCCAAGGUGGCCUGAGCUUGGGAGCGUUCCUCUCCCUCUUCAUCAGCAUCCUCAUCAUCCUGGAGAACCUGCUGGUCCUGGUGGCCGUGCUCUCAAGGAUCCGCAACAGCCACCGCUGGGUCUACGUGUGCAUCGCCAACAUCACCCUCAGCGACUUGCUGGCCGGGGCGGCCUACGUGGUCAACAUCUGCAUGUCUGGCAGCCAGACGUUCAGACUGAGCGCAGCUCUGUGGCUGUUCAGGGAAGGGGUGAUGUUUGUGACCUUGGCUGCCUCUAUCUUCAGCCUGCUGCUGAUAGCAGUGGAGCGCUACACCACUAUGAUGAAGCCACUGCACCAGAAGUCAGCCAGGAAGACAUGUCGUAUCUACGUCCUGGUGGCGCUGUGCUGGAUCCUGGCCUUCGCCAUCGGCUUCCUCCCCCUGCUGGGAUGGAACUGCGUGUGCAGCCUGGAGAGCUGCUCCACCCUGCUGCCGCUCUACUCCAAGAGCUACAUCUUCUUCUCUCUGCUCAUCUUCUCCCUCAUCCUGCUGGCCAUCGGCGUGCUCUACGGCGCCAUCUACUGCCACGUGCGCAGCAGCGCCAAGGUGGGAUCCCAGCGCAGCCGCAAGCGAUCCCUGGGGCUCCUGAAGACGGUAAUCUCCAUCGUGGGUGUGUUCAUCAUGUGCUGGGGCCCUCUGUUCGCCCUGCUGCUCCUGGACUUUUUCUGUGUGUCGCGGCAGUGCGCGCCCCUCUUCAGUGCCGACUGGGUCAUUGCUCUGGCCGUGCUCAACUCUGCUCUGAACCCUGUCAUCUACGCCCUGGGUAGCACAGAGCUGAGGAAGGCCAUCGCAGGGCUGCUGUGCUGCUGCUGCCUUAGGGCAGGCCUCUGUCACCCUGAUGCCUUCGUGUCCAAGGAGACCAGCAGCACGGGGAGCACCAGGCAUAGUAGCCUGAGGAACAGUUUCAAUAAGGUCAGGAGUUUCAGUAUCAGCCCCCCGCCUGCACCCAAGGCCCCCAAGAAGAGCCGCCUCAGCUCCACCACCAGCUGCCUGUCUGUGUCGAGCGGUUAGACCACAAAGGGCUGCCUGGGGCAGACGUAGAUGUGAAAGAGAGCUCUCUUUGUGUGUGUCUGUGUGUGUCUGUGUGGGUCUGUGUGGGUCUGUGUGCGGGUGUUGGAAUUUAGAGAAAGCCCGCUAGCACAAGGGUAGUAGAAACAGGGUAGUAGAACAUGUAUCUCAUUUGCACAACUAUGAAGAUACAGCCUUGUUACAGCCUAGAUACAAGCAUGAUACAGCCAUGAAGAAACAGCCUAGAUACAAGCAUGAUACAACUAUGAAGAUACAGCCUACAUACAACCAUGAUGCAACAUGAUACAGCCAUGAUACAGCCAUGAUACAACUUUAAAGAUACAGCCAUGAUACAACCAUGAUACAGCCUUGAUACAGCCUUGAUACAACUAUGAAGAUACAGCCUUGAUACAGCCACAAUACAACCAUGAUACAGCUUUGAUACAAGGCUAACGGUUUUCUCUGUUAUUAGUUUUGUAAUUUUUUUGCCUUGACAUCAGAUCAGGACCUGGCACAUGCUGAUUAAAGUUUAUUUCAUGUUAUGCAUUACAAAAAAAAAUGUAAAGAGUUGUUUAAGAUUUCUUAAAGAAGAAGCAUUAUAGAAGCUUUAUUUUGUUUCACUGUUUGAGACUCAAAACAGAUUACCUGUUUCUGUCAUUUAGGUCUAUAUGCUGUGUGCACUUUUUCAGUGCUUUCAUUCUACUACUAGAAAUGAGAUUUAAAAAUCUAUUUUUGUCUUUAGAUCUUUUUGAGAAUACAAUAAGAUUUAUACAUAGAUACAAAGACAUACACUAAAUGACCAAAAGUAUGUGGACACCUGCUCGCAAUGCCGACGCUUGCCAUUGCGCGUGGUGAUCUUAGGCUUUUCUGCAGCUGCUCGACCAUGGAAACCCAUUUCAUGAAGCUCCCGAUAAACAGUUAUUGUGCUGACAUUGCUUUCAGAGGCAGUUUGGAACUCGUAGUGAGGUAUUGCAACCAAGGACAGACGAUUUUUAAACGCUACGCGCUUCAACACUCUUCGGCCCUAUUCUGUGUACUUGUGUGGCCUACCACUUAGCGGCUGAGCCGUUGUUGCUCUUAGAAAUUUCCACUUCACAAUAACAGCACUUUAUAGUUGACCGGGGCAGCUCCAACAGGGCAGAAAUUUGGUGAAUUGACUUGUUGGAAAGGUGGCAUCCUUUGACAGUACCACAUUGAAAGUCACUGAGCUCUUCAGUAAGGCCAUGCUACUGUCAAUGUUUGUCUAUGGAGAUUGCAUGGCUGUGUGCUUGAUUUUAUACACCUGUCAGGAACGGGUGUGGCUGAAAUAGCCAAAUCCACUCAUUUGAAGGCGUGUCCACAUACUUUUGUAUAUAUAGUGUAUGUAUUGUACAAAACUGUAGAGUUUUAUUCAUUUUUUUGAUGGUCACAGUACAUUUUAUUUCAAAAAAGUUUUUCAUUGUAAGAAUAUACAUUUGUUGAAGGCUUUACUAUUGCUGUUACUGUGUAGGAGGAUGAUAUUGCUAUUAUC